CUUCGCAACUCUUUUUUGGAUCUAGUGAUCGCUUUUUGAAUUUGAAGAUCGCGUUCAGGUUACGGAUAAAAUCUGGCACAUCUUCUUCGUGUUGCGCUGAAAAAAAAGAUCGAGUCGAACCAUAAUACCCUGCGACCUUGUGGCCGCAAAACAUAAAAAAAAGCCAUGGAGAUGCAUCCAGGAACCGACCCACCUCACCGUAGCGGGGUCGAAUUCUACGGCGGGCGAGCUUAUGGUAGUUCUAGUUCCAGGUCAUCACCAAUGGGAUUUGACGACGAGGAAGACAUCACGAGAAGACGACAGCAGAGUGGCUGUCUUUCGCACAGUUACACAGGCGCAACAACUUGGAAGUCUCGCUUCAGCUGUAGAAGCUGGCGAAACAAAGGCCAAGAAGCUGUGAAUGUGGUUACUGACAGACGACACCGUUUACGCACAAGCGCUGUUCCUUCUCGGAGACGUCGCAGGUUGGAUUCGCUCUGGUGCAAUGCAGGAGCACAGCCCGGCUUUGGGGUCACGAUGAUGGCAGGUGGAAAGAUGAAACUCAAAUUUUUCAUCGGUAUCGCCUUCGUGCUGGCCAUACUAACCACUUUGACUUUCCUUACAUCAACGCUGUACUCACCCUCGUUCCUUCUCCCGGUCGUUUCCGCGAUUCCCUUCAUCGACGGUCCGCACCCGCUGCAUUGUCCGGAAAAGUUCGAAGAGCUCUAUGAGGCGGUGCAGAUGGGCGCCAAUCUGUACAACCAGAACGAGAUCCGCCAGGCUAAGCAGGUUUUGACCACCUACAUCCAGAAGUGGGCGAACACCGACCCGUUAGUGGGGAUGGAGUGCGCUUUGGGUAUGGCGUCUGCGUACCGAACGCUCACCUUCAGCUACUGUGCAAACCCGAGGACGAACAAUAGGCGCGCGUACCAGAUAGGACUGAGGAUACUCCACCAGGCGAUGAACUGGAUCACGCACGUGUUUGUGAAGUCGCAACACGACGCCGACAUGAUUGACGGGAGUAAGUGGCCGAUAACCAUCCAGCAGAUCAACGACGAACUGACGAUCAUACAAAAUGUGUUGAAGCAGGACGGUAUUCAGAACGGGCACCAGAUCCAUCCGCGGUUCGCGCCAGGGUUGAUCCCGCUCUCGUUUCAGCCGAAGAGCGACGCGGGCUGGGUGUCAGCGGGGAGCACGCCGAAGCACAACAUCAGAAUCGUCAGCCUUUGCGCCUACCCGGACGACCACGUGUUGCCAAGGUAUAGGAUUGGUUUAUUGAUGAAAUCUGAACGUUGGUGAACAAAAAGCUCGAGGUGAAGGUCGUGAAGAAAGCUGCGUCGAUCGAUCAAUCGCGCAAGGACCACAGGUUAUGCUCAUUCAAGAUCGCCUUCGCCGCACAACGCGUUGCAUCAUGCAGCGCGUUUUUGUGCAUGUGCGUCUUUGCAUGAAGCUUAGACACAAGAACCAAGACCACCAAAUUACAUCAGGUACGCCACGUCAAAUCACCAGAUCUAUGCGAAGAAGCACGGCUACAGCUACUACGUCGAGAAAAACCGCUUAGACCCCAACCGGCCGCACGCGUGGGGCAAGAUCAAACUCGUCGAGCAACAACUUUUAGAGCCGAACGGCCCGGAGUGGGUGAUGUGGUUCGAUUGCGACACCUAUUUCAUGAACAUGACUGUCACCAUCGAGUCCGUCCUGUACCGCUACGCCGGGAUACCGAAGGACGAGCUCAAUCAGGUGAAAUCCAACCAGCCGCGAUUCGAAACGAAAGCAAAGAUCCACAACACCAACGACAUCAUCCUCGACCCGAGUGUGCACAUGAUCAUUGCGGAAGACAAUGCGAUGCUGAAUUCCGGGACCUUUUUCAUCCGCAAGUCCGAGUGGAGCAUCAAUCUGAUGCGGACGGUGUGGGGGGACGCAAAGACCAGUCCCUGGGUAGACCACCCCUGGUGGGAAAACGCGGCGUUGACAUGGUACGUAUGAAGGGUUAUGUUGUUUAUUUCGAAAAAUGCAUCCUAACCUCCCCGCCUCUCAUUUGCGGAAAUUUUUCUUGACAAAAUCAAACCGAAAGUUCAGUGAGGCCUAAACACGCAUUGAACAUUCAAAAACAAAAACAGGAACUUCCUCAAAGACGUGCCCGUCACGUUCGUAGAGGACGAAUCACUGGAAACGUGGCCCACCCUGUCCUCCGGUGGAGCAGCGGGAAUCCAACUGGGCGGCGCGAUGAACAACGCGCCGCAACAAAGAAGCUUCUCCUCCCUUCCCGAAGAGGAACGAAACUACUGGAUAUCCAAGGAGAUGGAGAACAUUUACACGCCGGAAGUCCGCAUAGCCCCCCAGCACAUCUUCAACAGCUACCACCCAGUAACCAGCAGGUUUCAGCACGACACCUGGGAGGCGGGAAAGUACUUUUCGGGUUGUGUGGUUUUAUUGCAUGAGAGAUUUUUGCGCCAUGGGAGUUUAGCAUGACAAAGACAAGUUUUUACAACCUCUCAAACACAACUGUAUCAGGUACGUGCUUGCGUUCAACGGUGUUCUGAGCUCCACCAGCCCCACCGUGAUCCGUAUCCUGUACGGAAACUAUUACCGGGAGGCCUGUAAGCUCAACAAUGUAGAAUCCGAAUGCAUACCGGUGGUCGAGACCCUCCCCUGGCUGCAGAGUCACGAGUCGUUGAAGAAGGAGCUCUUCAAGGACGAAGAUUUGAAGAAGGCUGAGUUAUAAGCAGGUCAACACUGGAACUUGACUUUUAAGUCUAAUGUCGAAAAUGUCGCUCUCUCAUCUUCCGUCAGCGCUAUGUGUCAAGAUGUCACUGAUGUCAUCUGCAGCCAAAAGAAAAAGAUUACAUCAGAAAUGCAACUCACAGUGCCUAGAGGAGAUCGAUUUACACCUUGUUGACUGAUAGCGAAGCACCAUUCUGAUAGAUAAGCAAAAAGAAGAGAUUCCAUGAGCAAGUACAUCCAAGUUGCGAUAUUCAUCGGUCCAUGCAACUUGGAGACGAGAAU
Molecule: messenger RNA, 2985 nt
Organism: Amoebophrya sp. A120
Lineage: Eukaryota; Dinophyceae; Syndiniales; Amoebophryaceae
Source: the annotation of a GenBank genome assembly